Messenger RNA from Alternaria ventricosa, 972 nucleotides. RefSeq lists its product as uncharacterized. The coding region runs from base 1 to 972 and encodes 323 amino acids. Gene Ontology annotation, molecular function: oxidoreductase activity. Lineage: Eukaryota; Fungi; Ascomycota; Dothideomycetes; Pleosporales; Pleosporaceae. The record is from RefSeq and is a predicted model, not a curated record. The transcript has 2 exons.
AUGGCGUCCACGAUGAGGGCCUGGCAGUACAACAGCACCAAUGGCGGCAUCGAGAAGAACCUCCAGAUCAAUGAGGCCGUGCCACAACCAGUGCUUCAUGAUGAGCAGAUUCUGGUCCAAGUUCACGCCAUGGCGAUCAAUCCCGUCGACCAUAAAGUCACCGAAGGCCCAAUGCCUCUGCGACUUGUAGGCUCCGACAUCACGCCCGGUGCCGACUUUUGCGGCAAGGUCGCCAAAGUAGGCAAGAAAGUCGACGAGUACCAGAUUGGCGAAUUUGUCUUUGGCGCAAAGGCCGCGCAGCCUGAGAACACAGCUGAAAGCCAUGCUAACCCCAUCACCAGAUACCAAGCCAUCGCCCCAAAUGUCAAAAGCGGCGACAAAGUCUUCAUCAACGGCGGCUCAGGCGGAACGGGUGUGUACGGCAUCCAGAUCGCGAAAGCGCUGGGUUGCCACGUGACGACCACCUGCUCAACGCCCAACGUCGACCUCUGCAAGAGCCUAGGCGCCGACGAAGUCAUCGACUACAAAACCAGCGAUGUUAUCGAAACUCUUUCCUCCAAAGGCCAGACCUACACCCUCGUCGUCGACAACAUCGGCACACCACCCAACCUCUACAAAGCCGCAUCCGCUUUCCUCACUCCAGCCGGCAAGUUUGUCCAAAUCGGCGCGGGGAUGAGCGUUGCUAGUAUCAAGAAUGUGGGGUCCAAUAUGCUGUUGCCGGGAUUCUUGGGCGGCGGCAAGAACAGCUAUCAGUUGUUGAUGGCGAAGCCGUCGUCGGAUGCGCUGAGCCAGAUUGGAGCGUGGAUGAAGGAGGGGAAGGUCAAAGCUGUGGUCGAUGAGGUUUUCGAAUGGGAGGAUGCGCCUAAGGCGUUUGAGAAGUUGAAGACGGGGAGGGCGAGGGGCAAGAUUGUUGUUAGGGUGCCGUUGGAUUUGGAUAAGGCGAAGGAGAAGGCUGAGGGAGAAGAUGCCUAA